CGCUGAAAUCAAAAUGGCGGAUGAGGCAAUGGAUUUGAAUAUUCCACGAUUUUCAUCGGAGUUGAGGUCUCUGCGAUGUGAACAGAGCCUCUUGAACAAAACAGAUGGAUCAGCAAGCUUUUUUCAAGGGAAUACCCACGUGAUGGCGGCAGCUUAUGGUCCGGCAGAAGUCAGAUCAAGUAAAGAACUCAUUGACAAGGCUACUCUAGAAGUUGUUUUCAGACCCAAAGUUGGCUUACCAGGCUGUGCUGAAAAACUUUUAGAGAGAGUUAUCCGCAACAGUUGUGAGCCAGUUGUGCUUACCUCCAGACAUCCCCGGUCAUCCCUCACAAUUGUUGUUCAGCUUGUUCAGGAUAGUGGAUCAUUACUGGCAUGUGCAAUCAAUGCUGCUUGCAUGGCAAUGAUUGAUGCUGGUUUUCCAAUGAAAUGUUUAGUUUGUGCUGUAUCAUGUGCAUUAAAUGAGUCUGGUGACAUUCAGCUGGAUCCUUCCCUGGAGAAAGAAAAGUCAGCUGGUGCAGUGAUGACAUUUGCAUUUGAUAGUGCCAACAAAAAUGUGAUGACCUCAUCAACAACAGGGAGUUUUACAGUACAGGAGUACGACAGGUGUCUGGAAGCAUGUCGCUCUGCUGCUACUAAGCUAUUUGACUUCUUCAGACUAUCUGUGGAAAGGAAGCUUUCCAAGGAUGCUAAGUUUAUGGACAUAAACAUUGCAUAGUUAUAUCUGUGAUAUUUAACUCACACAGUCUGCAGUGCAAAAACUGCACAGGAGUGUGAUUCAGUGUUUAACUGGGUCACAUAUGAAGAGUAGUCCAGGUUGACUGUUUGUUAAUCAUCAAUGGUCUUUGGUUGAAGAAUCAAAUAGAGAAGCAAUCUUAUGGCAAGUCUUAUGGAUCAAAUGAACUACAGUCUUGACCAGUUGGAUCACUUAAUCAGCUCACGAAGUUCCGCAGGAUAUUCCUGAGGGUACUUCAUUAAAUGAUCCAUGUACAAAAUAGAUUUGAAUGUCUGUGCAUCUGUUCAGUAACAGAUCACAGAUUAAUAUUGGCACACAAGGUGUAACAUUUUGAUGUCCCCUGUGCUCUAGAACUCAACAGACCCAUGGCAACAUGGAAUGUACUUGUUUCACAUAAUAAGAAAUAAAAAAAAUUGUUUAUGGUGACUUUA
Messenger RNA from Pocillopora verrucosa, 1164 nucleotides. RefSeq names its product exosome complex component RRP46-like. Lineage: Eukaryota; Metazoa; Cnidaria; Anthozoa; Scleractinia; Pocilloporidae. The record is from RefSeq and is a predicted model, not a curated record. Gene Ontology annotation, cellular component: nuclear exosome (RNase complex); nucleolus; cytoplasmic exosome (RNase complex). Gene Ontology annotation, biological process: nuclear mRNA surveillance; U4 snRNA 3'-end processing; poly(A)-dependent snoRNA 3'-end processing.